Messenger RNA from Penicillium subrubescens, 897 nucleotides. RefSeq lists its product as uncharacterized. The record is from RefSeq and is a predicted model, not a curated record. Lineage: Eukaryota; Fungi; Ascomycota; Eurotiomycetes; Eurotiales; Aspergillaceae. The transcript has 4 exons. The coding region runs from base 1 to 897 and encodes 298 amino acids.
AUGGCUCGCUCCAUCACCUCUAUUACAAGCUCUCCGAAGGUCUUGACUAUUACAUCACCAGCUAAAAAAGGCUCCGUUCUGCCAUCAUUCACCAUCCCUCCCGGCUGGACCUCGAGUCCAUUAAGCCCCGUCUAUCAUGAAGAGUGGGAUGGUCCCGAUUCUGAAGGCCAAACAAUUGCUCGAUGCCAUGGUCUCCAACCAGGAAAGCCGGUGAUGGAGGAUAACGAAGCGUGGACAACAAUUUUCCUGUCUGGCAAUAAGUUCUACAUUUGGGAUCGGAUGGACGACGGGAUGAUUGAAAUUGUUUCCCAAGAUAUAUGUGAGAUCGCUCGUACUAUUUCCGAAUCGGAGCUUAGAGAGCUGGCCACAAAACCUAAGGAGGAGGGUGAUAAGCCGAAAGAUCCAGAAGUCAAAUGCGUGAACACUGCCUACAGCAAGGCCGUCUCAGUCGACGUCUCCUUGAUGCGCAUGCUAGCCAACAAGUUCUGUAGUGGGGAUAAGAACAAGAAGCGCAGCCAGGAUCUAACAGCUAAAGAUGUGUCAUCCUCUGCUUAUAAGUACUAUAAGUUCCACUUCGAGCUCGAUCCUGGAAAGAACUCCAAGUUUGACUGUAAUGCAGUCUUCAAGUCCAUCACUGGUAAAUGCCAAGGAUAUGACAGCCAUUCUAUCCAGUCGCAAGGCGGCGCUAAAAUCGACGAUUGUGGGGCAAGCUUCAGCUAUAAAAUUACUGUCCCCGAUAAGCCCAAGCCCAAGCCUGAUACAGUCACUCAGCAUGGUCUUCAACCAAGAAAAUGCCACACAAAAGAUCAGUUCGGCAGUCAUGGAGAUGUUCGCGGUGGGGAGCUUAGUAUGCCGCGACUGGAUGUGCUGGGAUCUCCGAUGACAAGGCCAAAUUGA